AUGGACGGACAGGCCUCUACGUCCUCAGGCGAUAUGGAUCAACGAAGAAAAGAUGCUUUGAAUAGCUAUCGUGAGAAAAUGCGUAAUCACGAGAAUAUUAGCAACAGUCUCAAGAAUCUCCGAUUUUCAUUGAAGGAUUUGGAGAAAGACUUUGCAAAGACAGAAGACCACAUCAAAGCAGUUCAGUCUGUAGGACAAAUCAUCGGGGAAGUUAUGAAACAACUAGACGACGAGCGAUUCAUUGUCAAAGCAUCGUCAGGACCACGAUACGUUGUAUCGUACCGCCCAGCUCUACCUGUAGCCAAGUUGAAAGCAGGAACACGAGUUUCUCUUGAUAUGACCACCUUGACAAUCAUGCGCAUUCUCCCACGAGAGGUAGACCCACUAGUGUACAAAAUGAGCUUGGAAGACCCCGGAGGUGCUACCUUUGCUGGUAUAGGAGGUCUUGGAGAGCAAGUUCGUGAGCUGCGUGAGGUCAUAGAGCUCCCCCUCCUGAACCCAGAGUUGUUCACGCGUGUUGGUAUAAAGGCACCCAAGGGAGUACUAUUAUAUGGUCCUCCAGGUACUGGUAAAACCCUUCUAGCGAGGGCAGUUGCAGCCACCUUGCACACAAAUUUCCUCAAAGUUGUAUCCUCUGCGAUAGUAGAUAAGUACAUCGGCGAGAGUGCUCGGGUAGUCCGCGAAAUGUUUGGCUACGCUCGUGAUCACGAACCUUGCGUCAUAUUCAUGGAUGAGAUCGACGCCAUUGGCGGUCGUCGAUUUUCGGAAGGUACUAGCGCUGAUCGAGAAAUCCAGCGUACUCUGAUGGAACUUCUGAACCAAAUGGAUGGCUUUGACGCUCUAGGUAAAACGAAACUCAUUAUGGCAACCAAUAGGCCCGAUACGUUAGACCCCGCCCUCUUGCGUCCUGGUCGAUUGGAUCGUAAGAUUGAAAUUCCACUGCCCAACGAGCAGGCACGAUUGGAGAUUCUGAAAAUUCAUGCUGCACCGGUCAACAAAGGCGGUGAAAUUGACUACGAAGCUAUCGUUAAACUGUCGGAUGCUUUUAACGGAGCAGAUUUACGCAAUGUUGUUACCGAAGCUGGUAUGUUUGCUAUUAGAGAUGAUAGGGAGUACGUCAACCAGGAGGACCUUACAAAAGCUGCUCGUAAGGUUGGAGAGGCGAAGAAACAUGAGGGCAAGUUGGAGUACUCUGCAUAG
Serpula lacrymans var. lacrymans S7.9 is the source of this 1200-nucleotide messenger RNA. RefSeq lists its product as uncharacterized. The transcript is spliced from 9 exons. NCBI's taxonomy places the organism in Eukaryota, Fungi, Basidiomycota, Agaricomycetes, Boletales, Serpulaceae. Gene Ontology annotation, cellular component: proteasome regulatory particle, base subcomplex; cytosolic proteasome complex. Bases 1 to 1200 code for a protein of 399 amino acids. Gene Ontology annotation, molecular function: ATP hydrolysis activity; ATP binding; proteasome-activating activity. The record is from RefSeq and is a predicted model, not a curated record. Gene Ontology annotation, biological process: positive regulation of RNA polymerase II transcription preinitiation complex assembly.